UAUCAUCACUUCUUAUCCAGGGUCAAACAGUCUCUCCAAUCUAGUUCUUAUCAAGACAUCGUUUAUAAUAUGGACGCUACAUAAUGACGAAUAAGUUUGCGUUCGUAGUUGUUGUUUGGGUUUGUAUGACAAUUCAGGUUUAUAGUGCUGGAUGCCAUGUGGGAUGGAUUCGGUUUCAGAACAAAUGUUACUGGUUCAGCCAUGACUCAAGACCUUGGGGAGAAGCAGAGGGAAUUUGUUCCGUAUUUCACUCGAAACUUGCAGAACCAAUGACCGAAGCCGAAUCUAACUUUCUGAUAAGUCACAGUCAAAUUCAGCCUUCAGACUACUGGAUUGGUAUAUCCGACAUGAUAGAGGAAGGCAGAUGGAUUUACUCUUCCAAUCAAAACGUCAUACAAGUGAAUAGAUGGGCUCCAGGAGAACCUAACGGACACACAGGGGAAAACUGUGUCCAACUAAGAAGUGGGGUACAUGGAAAAUGGAUCGAUAUAGGAUGUGGACAAAAUUAUAGAUUUAUUUGUGAGGCUAAAGUUAAGGAAAUGAACGGAAUUAUUGGUUAAACAUUAUGAUGUUAUGUCUUGUCAAAAUAAAUUUGUACACAUUGCUUGUCGAAAUGUGGUUCAAAAAGUUGAUUAAGCAUACACAAAACGUUUGCAUGGAUAAAGCUGCAUAUUAUUUUCUUUCUUCUU
Molecule: messenger RNA, 689 nt
Organism: Magallana angulata
Lineage: Eukaryota; Metazoa; Mollusca; Bivalvia; Ostreida; Ostreidae
Product: low affinity immunoglobulin epsilon Fc receptor-like
Exons: 5
Coding region: 84-560 (158 amino acids)
Source: RefSeq, a predicted model, not a curated record